UCAUCGUCCACCACUCACAUUUUUUAUCAUCAGAUCUCGAAUUGUAGCGUUUUUGAGGAUUUUCCGAAGACGAUUGCAACCCCAUGGAUAAAACGAUUCACAAGGUAUCCCUGCUUCGGAACAUCUCACAAACACUCGAAGCUGGAAACUUGUCCUACUAUUAAGAAUUCGAAUUUGCAGGUAUUCGAUGAUUCUUCUUUGCUGCAUAAAUCGUUCGUUGCGCCGAAUAAGUUCGAACAUCUCUCGAUUCAGCUCGCGACAUUUAUCAAGAUCGGAUCGAGUAAGAUAUCGGAGAACGUUCACCUGCAGCUCCUUGGGCAGCCGAUUCCAAGGAAAAUGAUCCUCAAUCAGUCAUGUUGA
Molecule: messenger RNA, 360 nt
Organism: Haemonchus placei
Lineage: Eukaryota; Metazoa; Nematoda; Chromadorea; Rhabditida; Trichostrongylidae
Source: the annotation of a GenBank genome assembly